AUGACGACGAUGAACAGCACGGCUACCACCGGCCCAGCAGCGGCCGCGGCUGCAGAACCAGCGUCUGCAUCUGCAGUGGCCUACAAGGACGGCGUGCUGACUGUCUCGGAGCAUCGCAUUCGCGAGGAUGAGAUUCUGUUCAUCGUACGCCACCAACAGAAUGCAAGCCAACCCAAAGAAUACCAUGUGUGCUGGCUGCGCGAGCCAGCAGCCCCCGCUGCGGGCACAGUGUCUACAUCAUCAAGCGACGACGCUCAACAACCGCCACCUCCUCCUCCUUUUGCCUUCCACACGACUGUGCUCGAUGAAUCAGCCGCACACAAGCUACCAGCCGACGUGCUGAGGCGGCACCUUCUGGCCGACAUUGCUCCUAUUUUCAGAGAGGACACUGCGGUCCCGUCUGCCUCUCCCUCUUCUUCCUCCUCGUCUCUGCACGUGAUCGUCUCGACACUGUCCGGGCUGGGCCAAGCGCAGGCGUUCUACGAUGAAGUCUUGAAGCCGCUGCUGGGCGUUUUCGGCCUCACGGCCGUCUCCGGCAGCGGCAGCGAAAAUGUCCCAGACGGCCAGAAAUCAUACAAUUUGCUCGUAACGAGCAGCUCUCGCUCCAUCGCGGAGUUUUCUCAGACGCUUCAAAAGCCGCCUGCGAGCGGCACGGAUGCACCACCUACGAUUGUUCUCCUGAGUGGAGAUGGCGGCGUUGUGGACUUGUUAAACGGUGUGGCCAUGCAGAGCGAUGACGUCGAUCCUCGGCAGCUCCCAGCUAUUGCCCUGCUGCCGCUCGGCACCGGAAAUGCGCUGUUCCACUCCCUACAUCGGCCGGACUACCUUGCUGCUGCUGCUUCCGCCGCUGCCACGGGGCCGUCGUCGUUUGUCCUUGGUCUGCGUUCUCUUGUCAAAGGCCGUGCCGCACCUCUUCCCAAUUUUGAAGCCCGUUUCUCUCCCGGUUCGCACACGGUCAGCUACUCGCUGCAGGAGGAGGCAGGCCAAGAGGCCGCGCUCAAGGAGCAGGCUGAGAACGUCGAGCUAUUGCGCGGCGCUAUCGUCGCCAGCUACGGCUUCCAUGCCCAACUUGUCUGGGAGAGCGAUACGCCCGAGUACCGCAAGCACGGCGACAAGCGCUUCGGCAUGGCCGCACAAGAGCUGCUCAAGACGUCGCAUGCCUACGAUGCGGAUGUCACUCUCACUGAGAUUGAUAAGGACGCACCGCGCAGUCUCGGCCAUCGCUUCAACUACAUCCUGGCGAGCAUGGUCUCCAACCUGGAAAAGACAUUUACCAUCUCGCCCGCGAGCGAGCCACUGGACGGCCAGCUCCGGCUGGUGCACUUUGGCGACGUCGGUGGUGCCAGGACCAUGGACAUUAUGAUGGCGGCCUACAACAACGGCGCUCACAUCGGCAUGAGCUGGACGAAAGAAGCCGAGGGCAAGGAUGCCAAUGGCGAGGUAAAGGCACAGACUGAGGAGAGCGUUGGAUAUGACGCCAUCGACGAGCUGCAGGUCGACGUGCUCGAGCAAGACGCACGCUGGCGGAAAGUAUGCAUCGACGGAACAAUCGUGGAAAUCCCACAAGGCGGGUGGAUGAAGGUGCGCAAGGCCUCGAAGCCUGUGCUUCAGAUCAUUAUCUUCAAACUGCUGCACGCCGCCGUCGAGCAGCGUCAACUUGCCCAUCCGCAAGCGAUAGACGAGCUUUCUUCCACCAGGCCCAUCCUCCCCUACUGCAUCGUCGUGGCCACUGCCGUCAUCGUCAGAUCCCGAGCCUGCCACAAUGUCAACCUCGCCUUCUAUGGCACCCCGCAUAAACCAACGGUCGUGCGACACGAGCACCACCGCGCCCGGCCACGUCCGCAGAGCUUGCCGCAGCGCUGUACUCGUCUCAUAAUCCAGUUGCCCGGCGGCAUCGCGCAUGAGAAGGCUGAGAGCCGUCAUUGGGGCUUCGUCUUGGUUGUCGAUGUCGAGUGCGCGGAUAGCAUCGACGGCAUCUUGUGCAUAGUACGCGAGACGAAGCCUCGGGUGCAUCGUCACGGUUCCCUUGGUUGGCUUGAGGCGGGCCUGGCCACCAGCACCGGCGCUGAUACUGUCUUCGCCCACAAGCAAGCGGAUGAGCGUCGAUUUUCCCGCUCCAUUAAGUCCUACAAUGCCGAUGCGGUCGCCCAUGUGUACGUUGAGGUUGACCGUGUCCAGCGUCCACGGUGGCGGUUCCUGGUUUCGUUUUACAACACCGUACCGGAAGCAGACAUUGUCUAA
Messenger RNA from Sporothrix brasiliensis 5110, 2241 nucleotides. RefSeq names its product cortical actin cytoskeleton protein vip1. Gene Ontology annotation, cellular component: membrane; cytoplasm; intracellular membrane-bounded organelle. The record is from RefSeq and is a predicted model, not a curated record. The transcript is spliced from 4 exons. Gene Ontology annotation, biological process: sphingosine biosynthetic process. Bases 1 to 2241 code for a protein of 746 amino acids. Lineage: Eukaryota; Fungi; Ascomycota; Sordariomycetes; Ophiostomatales; Ophiostomataceae.